Molecule: messenger RNA, 2310 nt
Organism: Exaiptasia diaphana
Lineage: Eukaryota; Metazoa; Cnidaria; Anthozoa; Actiniaria; Aiptasiidae
Product: allene oxide synthase-lipoxygenase protein
Exons: 10
Coding region: 151-2016 (621 amino acids)
Biological process (GO): lipid oxidation
Molecular function (GO): metal ion binding; oxidoreductase activity, acting on single donors with incorporation of molecular oxygen, incorporation of two atoms of oxygen
Source: RefSeq, a predicted model, not a curated record
AUUAACGUGUCAUUAUGCACUAAUCGUUUUCACGGGUGACAAAGAUGUCCGAAAAAAGAACGUAUAUAAAACGUCAUACACAUGGUACUGCUUCCACUCAAUUCGAGGACAGUGGCCGACUAGAAGACCAAAUCGUUAAGGAUCUUCAGAAUGGUGUUCCAAAACGCCCCAUUUCUAUUCUUGGCAGCAAUGUCCUUAGGCAUUACUUGCCAUGCACUUUGUCCCGUUCGUCUUCCUCAGGACGAACCCUGGUGGUCCCCAUGCAAAGGACUUCGCCAUCACUCUUUAAACGUCAAACGUGGAAUAUAUGGCAUUAGACGUGCCACCCCACAAAUGCCAUACAACCGACUCAACAUGAACGCUCCACACUAUCUUUUGUUCUUGGCAACCAAUCCUUUCUUAGCAGCGCACUCUGUAUUGUGGAUAAAGAACGGAAUCCUUUUCAAGGCCGCAGAGACUGCCUAUCUAUUGGGCAAUGGCUUCAAGAGUCAAGACAUGACAAUGAAGGAGUAUGCUGAUCUAAGGAGAUUCUACAGAAACCAUGCUUCAUCGCCACUUAACCUGAUCAGAGGAUACAUGAGGCGCCCAUCCACUUCUCAACCGUUCCAGUCAGAUUUUAACAAAUGGAUCUCAGACCAUUUCUUCGCUGAGCARAGAUUGAGUGGWGUUAAUCCAAUGACCAUCCAGAAAGUAACAUUUUCCAAUACAAUCGGGCUACAUUAUAGCACACUCAAACAACUUUUGAACCCCAAUUUUAACUUGGUUAAAGCUGUGAAUAAAGUUCUGGGUCAAGUCAAUGAUCAAUCCUCGCUUACAAAGGUUAUCAAGGAUGGCCAUUUGUUUGUCCUUUACGAACCACUAAMCUCUGACGUAGAAUCGUCACGUGACCUGACUAAUAGAAACCCAAAGAGAAAGAUGUGGAGCUUCAAAGCGCCGAUUGCACUUUUCGUAUCUAGGCCAGAAAACGGAGCACUGACACCAGUUGCCAUUCAGAUGGAUGAUGGAAGAGAAUCGGCAGUUUACACUCCACAAGAUGGUGAUAACUGGAUGCUUGCUAAACUUAACGUUCAACUGGCAGACUUUAGUACGAGUCAAAUCGUCGAACAUCUCUGUAAAGUUCACUUUACUAUUGAAGCAGUUUGUUUGGCUGUUGAGAGACAGCUAUCUGAGAGACAUCCAUUGUACGACUUCAUGCGUUUCCACUGUAGAGGUAUCUUCACUGCCAAUACUUUAGGAGGACCAACUCUCUUGAACGAUAAGAAUGAUCUGGAUCAUAUUUUGGAAUUUGGAAAUGAGGGCGCUAAUCACUUGUCAAAAAAAGCAGCCAAGCUUAUCAACUGGCACGAUUUGGACUUGAAGAACAACAUAAAGAGAAGAGGUGUGGACGACAAAAAUCGCCUUCCUUAUUACCCGUACAGAGAUGAUGGCCUUGUGAUAUACGGCGUUCUAAAUGGGAUGGUUAGAGACUACGUAAAUACAUUUUAUCGAAGUAACAGACGCCUCAAGCGAGAUGCAGAGCUGCAACGGUUCGCCAGAGAAAUUUCCAAAGAAGGACACGGAUCGCUUCGUGGAUUUCCUGUACGUUUCACUAGCAAAGCCACCUUGAUCGAGACGUUCACUCGCAUCCUUUGGAUAAUGACUGGUCAACACUCCGCCAUUAACUACCCUCAGGCAGACUAUGCCUCUUACAUMCCAAACAUACCCACCAAACUGUACGAUGUCGAAGGUGUGGCUAAGAAUAAAUUCACUAUCAAACGACUGAACAACCGUCAAGCCGCAGCGAAACAUUUAUUCCUGGUCUCCGCCCUCUCUUCCUUCCGCAUGGAUCGUCUCUUUGAUUAUGGCCGUCACUUGAGAACCCGAGGAGGAAGGCAUAUUGUAAAAUACUACAAACACAAGCUGGAGAGGGACAUUGAGUCAAAAUUGCUCAAGAGAAACAAAAAGCGACUGGAACAAGGCCAUCUGACCUAUCCUUACUUUCAGCCAAGAUGGCUGACCAAUGGGAUACAAGCAUAAGUUAAUUAUUCAUCCGAACAUGGUUAACUAUGAUCUGAUGAUGUAGGAAUUUAAGGAUUUUAAUGGCAAUGAGUAAAGUAAUACUGAAAUGUGAAUGCAAGCAUAACGACUUGGCGUGAAUUAUAAAAAAUAAUUACUGGAUUAGAUCGGAAAUGAACUUCGAAACUAGCUUGAGUGGAUAUGAUUGCAUUUUCUUUUCAGUAACUAAAAUCGAAUAUAUUCKAGUUAUAAUCUAAAGAUAAUAAUAAUGUGAGUCAGUUGAAAAAUCAUAAAUAAAAAACAUUGAGCACUAAA